CCGUCAGUCAACAAUGGCUUUGACAGGGACUAGGAUUUCGAAUAAGUAGAGACGGACUAACUUUCUGCCCCUACUACUACAUAUGAAUACUACUUACUACAUUGGGAGCUCUACAUACGAGUGUAGGCACGCUACAUAGCCAUAUUCCCCAGGUUCUCGGACCUUUCAUCAACCACUCUUUUCUCUUCUCUUCUUCCGUCUCCACUUACUCUUUACCCUUGACAACACCCACACCGCGUGUCCACUCCCUUCACACACUCUCUUUUCUCGUCCUCGCUGUCUCUCUUUGCUCUCUCCUGCCUCUUCGAUAUCAUUGGAAGAGAAAACCAAGUAGGAAAGAGCAAUAUCCAAUCGUUUUUCUUUUUGGGUCUAGACUCAUCGAUCCAUAUCUACCGGACCGGCCUUCUUAUAUACAAGGUCACCUGAUCCCUUUUCCCACCUAAUACAUAUCUUCCUCCCUUACCUACCUACUUGCCGACUUACUCUCACUCAUAGUUUUCUGCCCGUAUUGUGAAAGUAAUUGCUAAUCUUCUCGUCUUUUUUCCUUCGUUGUUGUUCCGUCCUUAUCCUCAAGCAACCUAAUUCAUCAAAGCCUACCCAACCGCCAAAAUGAAGGCCGCUCUCCUCCCCUUCGCCGCCAUGCUCGCCGUUGCCGCGGCCCAAACCACCUCCGUCUGCGCCGCUGCCUACAUCGUCGAGACCUGCCUCGGCACCGAGAACAGCAGGCUCGCCUUGUGCGGCCGUGAUGACUACGGCUGCAAGUGCGCGCAGUAUCCCAACAUCAUUGCCUGCUACAACAACUGCCCCAACGAUCCCCGCAAGGCAUCCGCCAUGGGCGACCGUGAUACCUGGUGCGCUCUUGACAAGCAAUACCCGUCCUCCACCACCAAGGUCGCUGUCGCCACCACCAGCCUGAACACCGCUCCCGCUGCCGCUGCCACCACCGCCGCCACUACCGCCAUCUCUUCCAGCGGCAGCGACAACGAGAAUACUGGCGACGCCAUCACUACCGCCACGGGCGCCGCGUCGAGCAACACCGCCUCCGCCCCUUCGACCUCCGCGACCGGCAACGCCGCUGGUGAGGUUCUUGUGAGCACCGGCGGCUUGCUGGCUGCUUUUGCUGGUGUCGUUGCUGCUGUGCUCUAAGUUGCCGGUCCAGAGCGGUAACUGAUUGACUGUAUAACCAGUUGACGUUUUAUUUAAUAUGGGGAGUUGGGAGCGGUUGAUGGUCAAAGUCUUGCUCUUCGAAUUGCGAAAAAAAGAGGAAAGGUUUUUUGAGGGGCGUCGAAAAAUGAAAAGGCUGAUGUCAAGUGUCGUUGUGUUUUGGAGUAAAUCUGUGUCCGAAAACCGCGAGCGGUGUGGAUAGCUGGAUUGGGGACACAAUGUGGAUGUAAUCGAAGAGCAAGUUGUGCUGCACACGACCUCGCCCUAAGAAUGGGGGACCAGUCUCGCAGACACUGCGACACUUCAUGUCAACUGCAGCUGGGAAUGUGAAGGAGAGACAGAGGGGUGUUGGGGGGUUGUGCUUGGCGGUCUUUGGGGUAAUAUGUAAUGAGGUACUAUGAUAUGUAAUGUUUGAAUGAACAUGAUAUGUUCUCACGUUCUACAAAUGCUUGU
Messenger RNA from Neurospora crassa OR74A, 1617 nucleotides. RefSeq lists its product as hypothetical. The record is from RefSeq and is a predicted model, not a curated record. Bases 610 to 1146 code for a protein of 178 amino acids. The transcript has 2 exons. Lineage: Eukaryota; Fungi; Ascomycota; Sordariomycetes; Sordariales; Sordariaceae.